UCUCUCUGCACUCGUAGCGAGAUCUGGUACAUGGAGGAAGAGUGUUCGCCGAAGAUACUGGACCACUCGCUCGGCAGUGAUGGAGCAAGUCCCUUCACCAACACUAGCACAAGCAGUCACGAAGACUCGAGCUGCGGAGAGCUGUCGCCGGAGAAGCCGCUGUGGGGCACUGCACCCGUGAGCGAUGCCAGCGCCGAGUCCCCGCUGGGCUCCGAAAAACACCCCUCCACUCCGAUCGCUCGUCUCAUGGAGCGUACCGGCUACAGCAUCGUCCAGCAGAAUGGCCAACGACGCUACGGACCUCCACCGGACUGGGAGGGAGAGGCGCCGUCGCGCGGGUGCGAGGUGUUCGUGGGAAAGAUCCCACGAGACUGCUUCGAGGACGAGCUCGUGCCAGUCUUCGACAAGAUGGGCAAGAUCUACGAGCUCCGGCUCAUGAUGGACUAUUCGGGCCUCAACAGAGGUUACGCGUUCGUCGUGUACGGGGACGUUUCGUCGGCGAAGGAGAGCGUACGGCAGCUGAACAACUAUGAGAUUAGGAAGGGACGGACUCUGGGUGUUUGUAUGAGUGUGGAUAACUGCCGUCUGUUCGUUGGUGGCAUUCCUAAGAAGGUGACCAAAGAAGACAUCAUACUGGAGGUGCAGAAGGUGACUGAGGGUGUGGUGGAUGUGAUUGUCUAUCCCUCAGCAGCUGACAAAACCAAAAACAGAGGGUUUGCGUUUGUGGAGUACGACAGUCACAGAGCAGCGGCAAUGGCGCGGAGGAAGCUCAUGAAUGGCCGAGUGUUCCUCUGGGGGCAUCAGCUGGCCGUGGACUGGGCGGAGCCUGAGCUGGAGGUGGACGAGGAGAUCAUGGCACAGGUGAAGGUGCUGUACAUCAGGAACUUGAUGCUGAGUACCGCAGAGAGCACCAUAGAAGAGGUCUUCUCCCGCCAUGCUCCCGUUGAGAGAGUCAAGAAAAUCAGGGACUACGCGUUUGUUCAUUUUCACGCCAAGGAAGACGCUCACAAGGCCAUGAAUGCACUCAAUGGGACGCUACUGGAUGGGGCUGAGAUUGAAGUCAUGUUGGCCAAGCCGGUCAACAAAGACACCUAUCCCCGGACUCCCAAGUUCAACCGCAUGGCCACACUCCCUGCAGUCAGCUUCAUCCCAGUGGACAACUAUGGCACCGUCCUCCCCACCUUCUACCCCACCUCCUACCCCAUCCCUCCCAAGUUCAUGGUGAGAAACAGUAUGGGAACAUGUACAAUGGUGAGGAUGAUGUGCGGGAACAGAGGUCCAGGGAGAGGUGGGCGGAGUUUCCUCCAACUCCAGCCGGUCCAGCCCAACCAGAGACUCGUCAUGCCCUCUCCCUACUAUCCGACCACUCCACAGGGUUGUUUUGAGGCCAAGCAGUCUGAGGACCCUCUGCCAGGACCAGCUGGCUAUGCCGAGCUGCAGACUCCUCCUCCCACUGCAGUGGCUGCCGUCACACAGGGCAUCAUUGUACCCAAGACACCCAAGAGCGCUUUCCAGUUCCUGGAGGAGGUUUGUGUGAAAAAUUCCUGGCAGCUCCCACUGUACACCCUGCACACUGGUGACACCAGACUCUUUGUCUACAAGGUGACACUUCCAAACCUUGGAGUGUCGUACAUGCCUAGGAAACUGAGCAGGACUAUGGACGAGGCCAGGUCAGCU
Molecule: messenger RNA, 1677 nt
Organism: Geodia barretti
Lineage: Eukaryota; Metazoa; Porifera; Demospongiae; Tetractinellida; Geodiidae
Source: the annotation of a GenBank genome assembly